This is a messenger RNA of Malassezia japonica, 591 nucleotides long. RefSeq lists its product as uncharacterized. The transcript has 2 exons. The coding region runs from base 1 to 591 and encodes 196 amino acids. The record is from RefSeq and is a predicted model, not a curated record. Lineage: Eukaryota; Fungi; Basidiomycota; Malasseziomycetes; Malasseziales; Malasseziaceae.
AUGACCGCCGCGGCCGGCGCGGAGCGUCGCGGUACGGAGCGCGCUGUGCCGCGCGUCGAGACGAGUGGCGGGCGCACAGCGUCCUCACGCAAGACCGAUCUCGACGUGCUGCGCGCGCACCACCGCUUUCUGCACGACGACCGCGACGAAGUGAGCUACGAAGCGCAGGUGGCACGCAAGUACUACGAUGCGCUCUUCAAAGAGUACGCCAUUGCGAAUCUGAAGCAUUAUCGUACACGCGGCAUUGCGCUGCGCUGGCGCACCGAGGACGAGGUCGUGGACGGGAUCGGGCAGGACAGCUGCGCGAACCAGCGGUGUGCCGACCACUACGAGGUCGACGCGCCGCCCCCCCUCGGCGAAUUCGAGGUGCCGUUUGCGUACGAGGAGCCGGACGCAGACGGGCGCAUGGUCGCGAAGCAGGCGCUAGUCAAAGUCGUCCUGUGCGAUCCGUGCGCGGAAAAGCUGCAGCAUGCUUCGCGGCACGCGCGCGCCGCGCAUGAUACGCCCGAGGCCGCGCGUGCCGCGCGGCACGAUGCGCACCGCCGCCGCCGGACUCGCCGGCGAUCUGCGUCACCUUCACAGGGUAGUUGA